UUUGAGAAAGUUAUUGUGGACUGGCAUAAAAACAAUAUGGAAUAAUACUUGGAUACCACGGUGACCUAUUACCACCAACAAUUUUGCCUCCCUCCCCUCACGAGUCCACCCACUGUUGACAUUGCAGCGCAAUGAUCUGGAGACUCUUUUUUGCGACAUUGGUGUUUCCACUAAAGGGAGCACUGAUAAGAUGCCGGGCGAACUUCACUCCCAAGGCCCAGCCUGUCUCCGAAUUGCCCUCGGUCGACGUCGUACAACGCGGCUCCCAGCCUCGCUCAUUGCUGGGCAUGUUGAAACGAGUCAACGCGGAAGAGGGAAUUGACGGGUUGUACAAAGGAAUUCUCCCUACCCUUGGUUUCAUACUGUUCUGGGAGCAAAUAUCUACCCCAUCCGUUGUGGUCGUUGGAUUUUUUCACUUCGGACUCGGAGAGAUUUACGCGAGUACCCUUCUCAUCGUUGCCAUUGCUUCUUUCGUCAAAAUUAUCGCAACUGUGAUCGAGGUCGUCUUUGUCAACCGAGCUGUAACAACUCGGGAAAACCUCCCUUCAUUGUCCUUGGGACGAGCGCUUGAUGUAUUGCUCUCCCCGGCAGAAAGAAGGCACCCUUAUCGCAUCUUUAUGAUCCCAGGCUUGCUCGCGGCCUGCACUUCAUGGGCGCUAUACAUCGUAGGCACCAUUAUGACACGCAACCUUUUAUUCGUCAAAGUCAAACUAUUUUUGGAGCAUUUUGGGAACUGGGAGGAUAUGAAGCCUUACAUUCCUCUCUUGGUCGUGGCCAUCGUUUUAUCGGUGGUCCUUAAUGCUCUGGUGCUUACUCCAUUGGAAGUUAUGAUAGUUCGACUGUCUAUCCAAACCAAUUCGACGCAAGUCACACUUCUUCUGGAUACACCGCCGGAUGAAGACGAGCAAGAUUAUUCUGUCAAACCUGUCAGACUCAGAACUUGUGAAGAAUACACUGGACUCAUCAAUUGCAUGAGGCUGAUAAUUCAGGAGGAAGGUUGGGGUGCACUUUAUCGGGGGUGGUGGUGGACAGCCUUCGGUGGUAUACUAUUUAUUUGAGAUUGAGAUUGCCUGAUAGAAUAAAAAUAUUCAAAGUAAUAUUGGCUUGACGGUUGUUGAUAAUGAUGACAUUUCCAGUUGCGGUGC
Molecule: messenger RNA, 1145 nt
Organism: Suillus clintonianus
Lineage: Eukaryota; Fungi; Basidiomycota; Agaricomycetes; Boletales; Suillaceae
Exons: 5
Coding region: 132-1058 (308 amino acids)
Biological process (GO): nucleotide transport; folate import into mitochondrion
Molecular function (GO): folic acid transmembrane transporter activity; FAD transmembrane transporter activity
Source: RefSeq, a predicted model, not a curated record